Messenger RNA from Heterobasidion irregulare TC 32-1, 279 nucleotides. RefSeq lists its product as uncharacterized. The record is from RefSeq and is a predicted model, not a curated record. Lineage: Eukaryota; Fungi; Basidiomycota; Agaricomycetes; Russulales; Bondarzewiaceae. The transcript has a single exon. The annotation marks the transcript as partial.
AAAUGCCUCGUUUCUCUCGUGAGUCCAUUCAAAUGGUACAUCCUUCUUUGUGAGGUCAUUGAGAGGUCGGGCCAUGGUAGCGAAGUCUUCGAUGAAUCUGCGAUAGAAGUUUCCAAAGCCGAGGAAGGACUGUACUUCCUUCAGGUUCUUUGGGGUUGGCCAGGCGGCGAUUCCAUCGACCUUGACCGGGUCCAUGGAUAUAUUAUCCGCGGAAAUGAUGAACCCAAGGUAUUCAACUGUGUUUGUCCCGAAGGUGCAUUUGGAAGGUUUCAGGAAUAA